UCACUUUUAUUUUAACAUUUAACGAAAACGGAACAACAAUGGAAGCGCCAACGCCAAAAAAUAUCGUUAUCGUUAGAACAUACGAUUUUUCAAAGAUAUGCAGAAUAUGUUUGCUACCCAAUGUUUUAUUGCCGUUAGAAGCGACAUAUAUCGACAUUUUCGAGCGAAUAACCAACCUAAAGCUCGACAACGACCGCAAAAUGCCAGGAAAUAUUUGCGAAGUAUGCGUGAAGGUUCUAGAAGAUAUAGAACAAUUCAUUCGAAUAUCUACGUAUAAGCACGAUCUAUUGCUAAGGAUUACCAAUUCAAGAACUGCUGUAAAUAAUAAGAUUCACAAAUCACGAACUGCUGAAAUAAAUGAGUCGAGUUUAGAGCAAAGCUCGGAUACCAAAGAUGAUUUAUUAUUAAAGAUUAAUAAUCCAGAAACUGCUGGAAUAGAUGAGUUGAGUUUAGAGCAAAGCUCGGAUUCCAAAGAUGGUUUAUUAUUAAAGAUUAACAAUCCAGAAACUGCUGGAAAUGAUGAGUUGAGUCUAGGCCAAAGCUCUGAUCAUAAAGUUGAUGAUGAGGGGAAUAAUAAGUCGAAAGUAGCAGUGAAAGUGAAAAAAGUCAAAAACACCAGCUGCACGGAAUGUAAUCGAACGUUUAGAUGCACAACCACUUUAGCCCGUCAUAUGAGAACCCACACGGGAGAUAAACCGUACAAAUGCUCGUAUUGCGACAAAACUUUCGCGAUCCCCGGAAGCCUAAAGACACACACUCGAAUCCACACAGGUAUCACCCCGUACGUAUGCACGAUAUGCAACAAACGUUACACCAGCAUAAGCGGCCUCAAAAAGCACAAAAUCAAAAUGCAUUUGGACGCCGACGAGGCCGAUCGAAUCACGAAUACCAACAAAUCCGCCAAAAUUAAAUGCCAAUACUGCGAAAAGCUGGUCAAUCCGCAAGGGUACGGCACCCAUUUGAGGGUCCACAAGGAAAAAAAAAUCAAAAUUUUCGUAUGCCAGUAUUGCAGCAAGACCUUCUCGAGGCAAUCCCGUCUUGAUAGACACGUACGAAUCCACACAGGAGAACGACCGUUCGUUUGCACCACCUGCGGCAAAUCCUUCAGACAAGACACCGAUUUGUCGAGACACGUCGACAGCCAUUCCGAUAAAAAAAACUACCAAUGCCAGCACUGCGGCAAAAUGUACUACACGAAACCCUCGCUCUACACGCACAUCAUCACGUCGCACUUUCCCAAGCGCAAAUACAAAACCAACACGACCAGCUAUACGAAGAGAUACAGACGAAACGUGUUGUGCACGAUAUGCGGGAAAUCCUUCUCGUCGAUGGGCAGCCUGAAGGUGCACGGGAGGCUGCACGACGGCGAAUAUCCCUUCGCUUGCACCGCUUGCGAUAAGAGAUACACCAACGGGAGCAAUUUGAAGAGACACAUCGCUAGGAAUCACGGUACGGGGAAACAUCACGUGUGCCUGGAAUGCGAUAAGAGCUUCUACGAACGGAGCGAUUUGAAUAGGCACGUUAAAAAUCUACAUUCGGAUACGAUUCGAUACGAAGUUCUGACGGGCAGCAAAGAUUCUUUGGCGUAGUUGAAGAACGACAGCAGUCCGAGUUUUUUGGUCCUCUUCGAAAAGUAAUUCGAAACCACGUCGGUGUCUGGAAAAUAAUUCACUGUGAAGAGAACGAUUUGAAAUAAAUUUAGAUUGAAAUAACUCGCCUCUUCCGUCUAUGCUAGUCGGUAAUACGUUAUCGUUCGCCGAUAAAGAUACGAACAAAGCGAACGGCACCAGCCACAGGAAUAUCGUGAAAUAAGCUAUUACCUACAAAUACAAAAUCAUAUUUACGAUAUUAAAUCCUUAAAGAAAUUCGUAAUUUACCUCGGAAAAGUUGUAAUAAACCGACGAGAAGUAGCUAAAAGCUAAAUAAUGAUUGAUAAUGAUAAACAGAACGGUCGUUACGAAUUCUAUCGAUAGAAACGAAACGAAUGGAAAACUUCUUAAUAUCACGAAAUGUAUUAAUUGAGCCGCUACUCCGCAACCUAUCAUCGAAAUCGGGAAGUUUUCGAACGUCCAUAAUAGUAUAUACAGCGUUAAAGUUAC
Molecule: messenger RNA, 2099 nt
Organism: Phyllotreta striolata
Lineage: Eukaryota; Metazoa; Arthropoda; Insecta; Coleoptera; Chrysomelidae
Source: the annotation of a GenBank genome assembly